This is a messenger RNA of Dimorphilus gyrociliatus, 979 nucleotides long. NCBI's taxonomy places the organism in Eukaryota, Metazoa, Annelida, Polychaeta, Dinophilidae. The record is from the annotation of a GenBank genome assembly.
AAUGGCCAUAACUGAAAUUUUUGAAAGUUUGAUUUCAGGAUGGGAAAUGGUUAGGAGGAGUAAGAUAACUAUUGAUAUGUACUUGGCAGAGUCCCAUCUAAGGGUUAGGCAGGAAUAUGAUAUUGCUGAUAAAGCAACAUUAGAUAGACCUGAACAAAUUUUUCCUUCAAGAACUCAUGGCUCUGUUUAUGCAACUAAAGUUGGCUCCACAAAAUCAGUAUUGAUGGGAGUAACUUGCCAAACACCUGACUCUUUUGCGAUAAGUCUUGAUGUUCCAUUUUUUUCUCCAAAUAGUGAUCCCUGGACUUCUGCAUCAGGUGAUCCACACUUUAAACAAAUUGUUCUAGAUAAUAUAAGUCUAAAGACUGAGUCUGUAUGCUAUGAUGUUACUGGCUCACCUGGAGAUUAUUUACAUAUUGCUGGCUUUAGUUCAAAUGGAAUUCAAGUUUAUGGUCAGCUUAAGGAUGAUUAUUACAUUCAUAGGAUUUAUAUAAAAUCUGAUUGUGGUAAAAUAUCUGCUUUAACUAACUUUAUUAUUAUUGACAAUGGACAACAAAUAAACUGGAAUAUGCAAGAGAUCACCUUUAAAUCUAAAUGUUUUGAAUAUUUAAUUACUGGAAAUACUAUAUUGAUAACAUCCUUUCUACAACCUGGAAAAACAAUUAAAAUACAGAAAUCUAUACAUUCUCUAUCAGAAAUUCACUUGGAUGCAAGAUUUAAACUGUCACCUAAAGACUAUAAAGAAAUGAAUGGACUUAUUGGUAAUAUUGGGAAAAAGAAAUAUAAAUUUCACUCUAAAGUUCAAUCAGAUGGUAACAUGGGAUCAAAGUUCAUUUCAAUUGACAUUGAUAACAAGUUAAUGAAGGGAGAAAAAGUUGAAAGAAACAAAGAAGAAUGUUGGCUGAUUAAUGUGGAUAACGUUUUAAAACCUUUUAAAAUAUCAAAAUAUGUUUUUGUAAACACAUCCAUAAUUUUGUGA